GGCUGAAGACAUUCAAGUAGAGAAAGAGGAGAAGAAAGAGCUCAGAUAAUUUUCUUUUGCAAGUGUUCGCCCCAAACUCGUACAUGCACUCGUAGAUUUUGUAGUGAGGGCGUUGAGUUUGAAAACUGACCACCACGCUAGCUAGGAUAACGUCAUCAGAGCUUGGUUCAUGUUCAGGUGAACGCUCAGAUCUGCUGCUCCACGUUGAGCACUGACCAAGUAGGGCUGAGUUGCUUGAGUUGAUGGUGGAAAUACUUGUUCAGUGACUGUUGGUCACUUCCAAUGCUCUUCGUUUCAUCUUGUACGAGUCCCUGGGUUGCGCUGAAGGCCGCGGUCUUCCUUCGUGUAGGAGAUGAGUUAUGAGUUAGAAUUUGAUGGCGAACGGCAGCCCUUUUCUUCACCAACCACUGCUGCUGAGCAGGACGAAUGGGAGCCUGGCCAUCUAGCUGCUGGCCAGCAUGCGUCCGACUACAGACCGUCAGUGGAAAUAGUCCAGACCAACCUUUCAACCUGUAAUGAAAAAGCAGGAGAAUACAUGUACAAUGCAAAUGUGUCUCUCCUGGACCGCAACCCACAAGUAGGUGGUGCGUGUGGUCUUGUUAACCUCGGCAACACCUGCUACUUCAAUGCAGCUGUCCAGUGUGUUCUCUCUGUUCCACAACUGGCCAAUUUCUUUCUUCAUGAAGAUGGUGGCUAUCGGUCUCUGUAUGAGAGCGCUCUUGGAACAGAAGCAGCGGCAGCAGCAUCUGUCUCCACAGAAGAAUCUUCCCCUGAUGUCCAGCUGAUUUAUGACAGUGAUGAGAUUCCUUGCACUCAGCCAGUGCCGGAGAAAACCGACAGCGUUUCAACUACUGCUGCUGACACUACCUCCAAGGCUAGUGUUGAAAAUUCCCAAUCAAAGAAGCUGUCCUUAGCUACAUUACAGCUAUGCGGUUUGAUGUCUCAAGCCUGGUCUGGUAGACACUCUGAGCUGAACCCAUCUGGUCUGCAUUCGGCUGUUGGUGAUGUGCAUAACCAGUUCAAGAACUUCUUGCAGCAUGACAGCCAGGAGCUAUUGACAUUCCUACUGAAUAGUGUCCAUGAAGAUAUCCAGAAUCAGACAAAGGUGAUGAAAAGCAAGCAACGCACCUCCUCUUCCAACCUUAGUUGCGGACCUAUGCAGUUUGAGCGGGAGACAAAGUCUGUUGCAGAGCCAACCCCAGCUACUUCAAGCUGCUGUGAUGUUGGUCACGUAUCUCGCUUCAAGUCACAACUUUCCAGUUGUAGGGAGCAUGAUGCAUGUAGUAGUGAUGAAGUUCACAAUCCUGCCACUGCUCGUCUGGUCUCUGGUAGGGAUGCUGCUGGUGUUGCAGCAUCUGAUGUCAAGUUUGCACCACCGAGCUUUUCCGAAGAUGCAAAUGUGGUGCAGGUCAAAGCUCUCCGUCGUUCAUCUCCUAAACAAGGUGGACUAGACGCAUCAUCUCCCAAAGUUCCAUGCAUAUCGGAAGAUGAUAGUCCUCCAACGUUCUGUUCCUCUGCUCAUGCUGCUGCUGGCUUAGUUCAACCUGCUCCUGUCAAUGUUAGGACGAAAGCUACUGUGGAACGACUGGCUGUCUGUCAAGAUCAGCACACGGCAGCGCGCUCAUCCCUUGAAAGCACUGAUGAUGAUGAUGGUGAUGAUGAUGAUGAUGAUGAUGAUGACAGACAAGUGUCCCCUGCUUGCUCUCUGCCAUCUGAGCAGUAUUAUGCGAGUGAUGCUGGUAGUGAGACUGAAGAUUAUGAUGAACGCGGUAAUGAUACAACCAGUGGACACCAUUGCACAUCCGAUAGUCUAACUGAGCACAUGGAGGACUCUACCAUGACCAUAGCACUCUCUCAUGAGAAUCCAUGCGAAGCAGCUUCUGGAAGUGAAUCUAAUGAAGAUACAAUUGUGAGCGACACAUUUCAAGGUGAAUUCCGCAGCCAGAUUGUUUGUAGCAAGUGCAAGAAGGCGUCGAUUCGCAAAGAACCAUUCUUAUGCCUCAGUGUUCCGUUGCCAGGUGCCACUGAAACUCAGUUGUCCAUUGUGUGGGUGCCAAUGAAGGGUUUAAAGCGUCGCUAUCUUAUCACUCUUCACAAGCGCUCUCUGAUUGGUGAUGUCAAGAAGAAGCUAUGUGAGGUAUUGGCAUCAGACUUUGGAGAAGACGCAGCUGAUAUUGGCAAAAUGGUUGCAGCACUUGUGCGCUCAGGAUAUGUACGAAACACCUUGAUUGAUGGCGUUGCCAUUUCCUCCAUCCUGUCUUCUCAAGAGCUUUACAUCUUCGAGACGAAUGUACCCAACGAGUGCCCAGUUGCAGUGGAUGUAGAUGCGCUCACACCGCUUAUAUCUGGCACGAAACUGGAGUCUUCAUCCUUGCUGUGGAACUUCUCACAGGAUAACAAGAUCUUGAAGAAGUCGUUGCCAGUGUCUGACACAGAUUCUGGCUUCACCCAGAGUAGUGGAUCAUCAACAACUGAAGCUGAGAAGCCUGAUUGUGCUAACUAUUCGUCCCCAGCCACCCACUCCACACUGGAAUCAUCUGUCUUGUAUGGAGAUGUGUCUGGUGCUUUACCGGACAUACAUAGCCCGUCACCCGCAGAUAGGUACAUGUCUUCAGUACACAUGAGCAGCAGCAGCGGCGGUGGCAGAACUGACGGCUAUCUUGAGAAGGAUAGCAGUGGUCCUGCUGUGACCGUAUGCACCUCUACUCUGACCAGCGUGCAGGAAACACUAUCAGCUAUGUCCACUACACCUCUGUCAACCCUAACUGACACUAUGCAUACUAGAGCCAGUACCGGCAAUGUUUCCUCACUUCCACCACCAUCAUCGUCAUCAUCGUCAUCAUCGGCAGCAGCAGCAACGUCUUUGUCACAAUCACCUGUUGACUGGCAGCGUCCCGGUGCUAGUGCAACUGUAGUGUGCAGUACACCAGUGCAAAGCAGUGCAGCUGCAGUCACUACUUCACUGCAUAGUCCUGUAGCAAGGGGUGAUUGCAGUCACAGUCCACCAGUACAGCAGCAGCAGCAGCAGCAUUCGAACGAUAGCGGUCUGGCUAGUAGAGCUAGUGUGCUCUCUGGUGAAGAUUCUGCCGGCUCAUUACCAGACAAGAGUGCCACAGGCAUGUCGGUAGCUUCCACUUAUAGUUCUUGGGCUGGGACUGCAUCGUCUCAUCCCUCAUCUGGCUUGACCACGGAUGUGGAAGCCUACUUAUUGGAGAAUUCCUUUGCGCCAGUAAAUGUAGAGCAAGCGGUGCCUAGUCCACAGAGCAUAGGCUCUAGUGGGGAUAGUGUAACUGGUGCCAGUGAAGUCAGCUGUGAUUCCCUUGCAUCCACACGCCAUGCUUUUGCCACUAAACUCACCAGCAGCCAGACUUCAGACGGACAGCAGUGUCCUGUGGCAGCAGCACAUGUUGAACUGUCUCUAGAAGGUGAUUCGGACAGUAUUGACAUUCCUGUCACAGCAUGUGAUCCGACACCAGCACUAUUCAUGGAGAGUGAAGAGGAUGCUCGUCGCUCACCCGAUGUGUCUUUGGAUUAUGCAUUGGCCAUGGAAUUGGAAGCGGAAGAUGAAAGGAGAAUGAACGCCGAGCUGGACUUGACGUCGGACCACUUCAGUAAUUCACGUGCUGAGGAGACAGGCGCUGACUUUUCAGAUCUGGUUGUUCAAGGCUGCAGCAUUAAUCCCGACAAGCUGAAAUCGCACCUGUCAGUGUCAUCUAGCAAUGUGUUAGCAGCUGGUGUGGACGUUGAGCCCAUGUUGUUGGAGAACAUGGACACGGCUGACACUUGCUCCUCCAUUGCCAAUACUAUACACAUAGAUGAGAAGAGCAGCAUGGCCGCCGCCGCCGUCAUCGUCGUGGCCACGUCACCAGCCCACUCAGGAGUAACUAAUGAUGUUGUUACUUCUGUCAAUGACGAUGUCAGUGCGUAUGUGAGUGUGCAGCAAAGUACCGCGCUCACGGACGGUGCUCCAUUUCAAGAUACAAGCAUGCUGCAAUGCCCUAUAUGUAUGGACGACAAGCGUAAUGAGGAGCUGAUGGUUCACAAAGGCUGUUCUGCUUUGCUUUGCAAGACUUGUGUUGAGGAUGCAAAAAACCGACCCAGCGACACUCGUGUGUUCCAUUGUCAUGUUUGUCAAGCAUCAGCUAACAUGGCCGAAGAUUAUGUGCCAAGAUGGCAGAACAAGACUCCUGUAGCAUUCAACAUUCAACUACCAGUUGCUAUCCGUCAUCGCACACACCCGAAUGAAAUGCUUCUCAACCAGUUUUCAUCGCCGUGUGUCCUAUUCCUGAUCAAUGUACCCAACCAUUGUGAUGCAGCUGAGUUGUAUAGCAUUGUACGUGACAGGCUGGAUCAUGCCUGCUCUUUGCCCACAACUUGUUCUGGAUCGUCGCUGUCUCUCUCAACAGCUGCCUUGAAGUCCAGGAAUGCUAUACAGUCUGGUCAAUUCGUUCUCUCCGUUGUGGACCCAAUAACAUCGAAAUGCAGCUACUGCUCUCCGUUCACAUGUCCAGGAUGUGUUGUACCACGCACUGGUAUUGUACAGUUACGCUCAUCCGAUGUGUUGGCUGUCACUUUCAAUAUCUCACUACACCAACAGUGUAUUGAUGGGCUGGAACUGAUCAUGAAUGAUGCGAGUAUAGCGGAUUAUAGGGACAAUGAUUUCAUACCCCUGUCACAGUGCUUGGAAGACUUCAUCAAAAUCGAGCAGCUGGGUGGCUCGGACCCGUUUGACUGCCCACAUUGUGAGAGUAAGCAAGAGGCUGUGAAGAGCAUCACAGUUUCUCGCUUACCUCCGGUUCUUCUUCUGCAGCUCAAGAGGUUCACUUGUGACGGGGCAUUUGGCGGUGAAAAAUUGGAAAAUGCGGUACGGUUUGCCCUGACAGAAGUUGACUUCAGCAGUGUUCUAUACGCAGGCAGUGAAGACGACGAUGUUGUGUACACUGAUACAGGCAGUGAUGCUGAAAUGGAUACUGGUGGAGAUGAUGAUGAUGAUGAUGAUGAUGAUGAUGAUGGUACGUGUGGUAUGACUGAUGUGUGUAGCCGUAUCGAUGAGGACAAGCUGGUCAGUGAGUACGAUAAUCAGCAGAAGUACCAAGAAGAUGAUGAGUGUGACCAUGGUCACCAGGAACAUGGCUAUACUGCUGGUGAUGAUGCAUUGAGUGUGGAUGGGAAGGCUAUGGAUAUGAGUGGUGUAUCAGCUGCACCGGCACUGAGCUCUACUGUCAAGCAAGACCACACUGACAGAACUGCUGCUGCUAAGGAGUGUGUCUACGAUGUUACUGCAUUCAUUUGCCAUAGUGGAGGGCUGCGUGCAGGGCACUACACAGCGUUUGCCCGUCACCCAGUCAAUCUACAGUGGUAUUACUACAAUGAUCGCCAUGUUGUUCAGCGUACACCGACAUUGGAGGACAUGGAUAAGGCCUAUGUGCUGGUUUAUUCCAAACAUGUGAGCCAACCUGUCUCUGUGCCAACGCCUCACUGGUCUUUGGAGCUGAAAGGAGUAGAGGCUCCACCACCAGCACCACCUCCUCUACUACCACCGCCGUUGAUGUCAGCAGCGGAUGUAGCCUCAUUUAGUCCAUGUGACCCUGUGUUCCCUGCCAAUAUUACUCUUCGCCAUGAUCCCCCAUCAGCUGACACAACCCGAGACUUGGUAGAGGUUGCAAACCGACUGCAAAUGACCAAUGACUCCAAGCUAAAACAACAUGAAGCUGAACGCGAAGAGUUAUUUGGUGCACGCACACCAUCACCAACCGUAUCACCAUUGAAUAGUGGAUCACCAACACAAGCCAGCGUCAACCUAAGUCUGAAUAAACCAACGCCAUCAGAUGGAGCGUUGGAAGAGUUCACGCAGAGUGCAGCUGCUGCUAGUACUGAUGUUGGCAGUGUUGGCAGUGUGGGCACAGGUGCUGGUCUCUUCAGUGAUGGCUACGACUCCUUUGCCAAUAUCAAUGCUAUGACUGAAGAAGAGCAGUUAAAUCUAGCAACGGAAAUGAGUCUGCGUGACUUUCACCAAGAUUCAACUGCUGCUACACAUGGUGCACUGCAGCAGCAGGUACCCCACUUGUCCAGUAUGUCAAGUGUUGAAGUAGACGCUGGGGACGUGAGUAGCACACGCACCAGCGGUAUCACUAGCAAUAUUGCUGCGGAGUGUGGCAGUGCAUCCGCUAUUGGAUUUGAUAGCAGCUGGUCAAGCACACCACCUCCUCGCACUGCUUGGUCGAAAUUGAGCAGCAACAGCGAUAUUGUCACAUGCAGCAGUAGUUCAUCUGCACCACACGUGUCUUCCACUGUCACGUCCUCAUCCUCCUCCUCGUCGUCAUUGUCAUGCGCCCGAACACAACCUAUGUCUACUGGUCGUAUGGACACCACUAGUAGUAACAUGCCAACCAGUACUAGUGCUGCUGAUGCUGGAGCUGUGUAUCCAAAGGGUACCGACAUGAUCAGCUGUCCGUACUGCUCAGAUUUUGUGCAUGAUCUGUAUCUGCACCAAAUGGAAUGCGCUACAGCACGUAGUUUUCUAACGCAACCGACAAGUACAGCAGCUACAGCAGCAGCAGCAACGAUGACCACGGGAGAUGACGAGCAGGGUCCUGCUGGCGAAGCAACAUCUGCUAUUGCCAUGGACAUCUCAGAUGAAUAAACACCAUCAUGCUGUGACUAUGUCGCUCGGGUCACAUCCACCACUUGCACUACUACAGGUACUGCUGGGUGUCGUGGUCAUGCUAGCAGUCAGGCCUCCGCCAUUACAGCAGGUAGUGAUGUUUCUGAUUGUGAACAAGACAGAGAUUCGGAUGUGUAGAGCACACUUAUGUUGGCAAUUUUGCAACCUUGCCUUUUACUCAUUUAAUGUACUACACGCACUGCUGCUGCUAUCCUUUGCUGCUUUUAAAAGCGUGCGUGGGUAUGUCGGGACACGUUGUGUUCAUGCUUAUCUUUGCUUUGACAUGUUGUGUCGCGGCUUGUUGGAGACUGUCGUUUGUGUUGUUUUGUUCCUCGCCUCCUCAUGCUGUUUAUUCAUUCUCGCCAUUUUUCUUUGGCCCGUUCCACCCAGUCUCGAAUAGCACAUUGCGUGGUGAUCAUCCGCUACUCGUCAGCCUCACACCUCUUUGUCUAAUUUUAUUUUAGCCCAGUACCAAAAAAACCAAACCAGCUUUUGACUUUUCGACAAGUUUUCGUUAAUUUUGCCUUUCUCAUUAGAACAUUUUUGUACUAUCAAACAUGCUUGUUUUUGUUUUUUUUGUCAAGGAAGCUGUUUCUGGUCCAUCCGAUCUUACAUGUAUGUACGUACUUGUGAGGAAAGACAUA
Molecule: messenger RNA, 7308 nt
Organism: Sycon ciliatum
Lineage: Eukaryota; Metazoa; Porifera; Calcarea; Leucosolenida; Sycettidae
Product: serine-rich adhesin for platelets-like
Exons: 23
Coding region: 353-6643 (2096 amino acids)
Biological process (GO): protein deubiquitination
Molecular function (GO): cysteine-type deubiquitinase activity
Source: RefSeq, a predicted model, not a curated record